CACUCCUGCUUCUCUAAACCAUCCCCACCAGAAAAGAGCCCUCUCGCCACCGGCCGCUGGCACUGCUUUAGCCCCGAGAUAGUCGCAUCGCAAAGGGUAAACAAAUACGCGACGUCACGAUCAAUAUCAGAUCCAGCGCCACUCAUCUCUGUCUUUUUCGCAUCUCACUCUCUUAGCCCGUAUACCUCGUUGGUUUAUCUCUCCAUCAGCCUGGCCGACACUACUGCAAGAGCUCUAGACAACAAGACAGAGCAUCAUGUCGAGCAUCGCCCAGCCACGCCUGCCGUCCCAAGCGCCAGAGUCGUUCCACCCUCGACAACCAAGUCUCCGAAGGAUGCCGUCGGCGAGAGACGCUGUCAGCAACUUCAAGAGUCCUCUGGCAAGACUGGAGCAGGAGAGUAGGAGUGCCAAGAGCCAUGUACGUGAGAUCAGCAUAGUCCAGAAGGGAAGGCGUGUACGAGCUAACGUUAAUGGCAAAGGCUGGCUCCAGUCGGAAUGCUUCUUUAUCGUCCGCCGAGUCGGAAGUCAUCGCCCCUCCCGUCCCUGCCCUCCAAUUCAACCUCUUUCGACCCAAUUCAAUCAUGUCCAUCGCCUCUCUAGCGAGCGACUAUACCAUCCCUCAAUCAGACGAAGGGGGCGAGCCAGAGGCCGACGAGGAAGAGGAAGAGGCCCCUGCGACGCCUAAAGCGUCUACGUCGGGUCAGCAGGGGUAUUUUGAAGGUGGAAGGGCGACACCGACGAGCUCGAAUGCGACGAGUGCAUCAAAAAUGCCUUCGGCAUGGAGCAACAAUACCAUUGCGACCACCGCCACUACGGUGCCUAUCAAACCCCCAUUGGCUCCCAAGCGGAGCUUUAAUGUUUCUUCUCGCCCUUCAUCCCCUACUAUCGAAUCAACACAAAAGACGGCACCAUUCGUCCUCGGCCCUGUCCCUCCCAGACGCACACAAUCACAAGUCCGGGCAGAUGCGCUUGCGAAAGACGCCCCGGCGCCACAUCGUCCUGAAGAGACAGAGGUCGGAGAAGACUGGGCGAGUAUACAUGGUGAACAGGGGAGUGAUUGGGGAGACGACGAGAGUCAAUUUGAAUGGCUAGACACGGACGGAGCGCCACAGGCUACGAAUGGGAUCGACGGGCGGGGCGGUGUGCGUGGCCUGAGUCCAAGUAAGAGAUUGUCAAAGUUGAGGACGGCAAUGUCGAAGAGCGAAUACAGCGAGAGUGGGAGAAGUGGGAAGUUGAAGAAGCCGCUGGUACUGCCAAAGAGAGCACCGCCGCCACCACCGCCCACUGCCCCGGCGCCUCUUCGUGAACCACUCAACGCGAGAUUACCCCCGUCGCCGACAAAGGGCGGGUGGAAGAUGACCAAGCAAAAUUCGCAGCCGUCCAUGCAUGGGAGGCAGGUGGAAGGGCUGCCAAACCGGUCGGAUACGCUUCGAGAUGAGGCGAGACCGGGUGUCAACGCCAGAUGGACAGAGCGGCCGGGGACCUCGGGGUCACCGCAGACCUCCAACUUUCCCGCCCAGCAACAUCCCAUGCCCCCUCUGAUGGCCCCCAUGAAAGUACCUCUGAAAGACGACGGGCCUUCCACCUCGCUCGGUACAUCUUCAGGGCGCCAGUCGCAUCACUCGUACCAAUCCGGCUACUCUUUCUACGACCUCGACGGCGGUGAGACAGAGUCAUCGCCCUCAACGCCCAAAGCGGGGAGUGAUAGCGACUUGGUGUUCCCCAAGGGAAAGUAUGUCAAAGUACCGACGUCGGCAUUGGAAGUGCGCGAGAGGACAGUGUCGAAGCCUGCUGCGCGUACGCCGACGACGCCGGCAGCUUCCAUCACAGGCCGGUCGGCGGACGAGCUGGUACAUAUGGGGAUCGAAGCGCGAGGCAAAGGCGACUUGCCAAAGAGUGCUUAUUACUUUAUGAAAGCUGCUGAAGCAGGUAGUCCGACAGGAAGAAUGUACUGGGGACUGGCACUGAGACAUGGGUGGGGAGUGAGUAUAGAUGAUAGGAGGGCGUUUGUGGAACUUCGGCAGGCGUGCGAUCAGUCGUUAGCUGAGGGCGGGCUUGCGUUCCACAAUUCGCCGGGUCAGAUGCGCCUGACAGCACAGCAGAAGAAGCACAUGGCUCGAGAUCUCGCGAUGGGCAUGUUUGAAACAGGCAACUGCUUCUUGGGUGGCGUGGGUGUAAAGAAGGCUCCGGAUGUGGCAUUGCAGUAUCUGCGGUUUGCGGCCAAUCUAGGUGAUAUAGCGGCACAAGAACAGCUCGGAUAUCUGCUAUCGAAGGGGUCAAACGGGGUCAAGAAGGAUAUGAAGGAGGCUGCCAAGUGGUACAGGAUGGCUGUGAGUUUGUCAGAGUCAUGAAUAGAUCUUUGAGCUGACAAUGAUGGCAGGUGACGCAGGGGUCCAAAAGCACAGUAGGACUGUCGUGGAUCUGGAAGGACAAAUACAUGGUUUGAGAUUCAUGGGUCAUCAUCUGACCCACGUUCGCCGAUCCUUGACUUUCACCAGUCCCCCAACAAGAGUCUUCUCACACUCUGCAAUCUGGCACCCAGCGAUCUACCAGGCCAAGCUACUGGCUACAUGCUGCUCAUGGAGACUUUUGGUUUGUAUAUAGAAUGGACUUUGACAGGGAUUGCUUUUGCUCUUUGCUCUUAUGAUUUCUACCUGCUUACGUUGUACGACAUUGAUGAAUACACCUGA
Molecule: messenger RNA, 2690 nt
Organism: Cryptococcus amylolentus CBS 6039
Lineage: Eukaryota; Fungi; Basidiomycota; Tremellomycetes; Tremellales; Cryptococcaceae
Exons: 5
Coding region: 471-2351 (626 amino acids)
Molecular function (GO): protein binding
Source: RefSeq, a predicted model, not a curated record